UACAAAUAUAUCAUGGGCCUGCGUGAAUUUAUAAAGGAUUAUUUUCUUGGUUUCUGGGACUAUGAGACACCAAAGGUGAUGGUGGUUAAAAACAUAACUCUUGGAGUUAUAUACAGAACCGUCCAGUUUCUUGUGAUCACCUAUUUCAUCUGGUAUGUCUUCAUAAGUCAGAAAGCCUACCAAGAGAGUGAAACUCGUCCAGAGAGCUCAGUUUACACACUCAUGAAAGGCUCAGCAGUCCAUGGAGACGAUGUCUUGGACACUGUGGAGUAUGCUCGACCCUCAGAGGGUGGUGAUGUGAUCAGCACAAUACUAAGACGAGAAGUUACAUAUGACCAGAAGCAAUCAACCUGUGCAGAGUCUUUCCAAGUUGCCAACGCCAAUUGUACAACAGACUCUGACUGCGUCCCUGGAGAGGUUGACUUUGAUGGCCAUGGAAGAAGGACCGGCAGAUGUGUUCAGUACUACAACCACACCUUCAAAACCUGUGAGAUCCAAAGCUGGUGUCCCAUUGAGGAGUAUGCUGUAGUGCGAGAACCACCAUUAACAGAGGCCAUUAACUUCACAGUGUUCAUCAGGAACUCUAUCCACUUCCCCAGAUUUAAAGUGCUGAGGGGGAACAUAAAAGAUGCUUCAAACAAACGCAACAUGCACAGAUAUCUCAAUAAAUGUCACUAUGAUGAAGAGAAGGAGCCCUACUGUCCAAACUUUCGCCUGGGCUACAUUGCAAAUCAGGCGAGGGAGAAUUUCAGUGAGCUCUGCAGGACUGGAGGAGUGAUAGGAGUUUUCAUUAACUGGAAGUGUAACCUGGAUUUAGAUCCUUCUCAUUGUAAGCCCACUUAUUCUUUCCGUCGUCUUGAUCUUCGAAAGGAUCAGGCCAGCUCUGGUUACUAUUACAGGUUUGCCAAAUAUUAUGAUAAGGACGGGGUAGAGUCUCGGACACUAAUCAAGGCCUAUGGCAUGCGGCUGGAUGUCAUAGUUCAUGGACAUGCUGGUAAAUUCAGUCCCAUCCCGACUAUCAUCAGCACAGUGACCGCUAUGACUUCAGUUGGGAUUUGCACCAUCAUCUGUGAUUGGAUCAUGCUGACGUUUAUUGACAAAAACGAGGUUUACAGUGAGAGAAAGUUUGAUGAGAUUGUCAAGGAGCCCACAGUUUCCAUUCCUACAGAGCUCAGCUACAUCAAUAGCUACGGCUCAAACCAUUCAGACCUGUCAGAGGGUGUACCGCUUUAAUGUGAUCAGCACGUCCCCAGUCCCUGCUGGCCCACAUUUGGACUCUCCUCAAUCAGCUGACUGUUGCGACAACUCUAAGAG
Cheilinus undulatus (humphead wrasse) is the source of this 1314-nucleotide messenger RNA. It is a transcript of the gene p2rx2, whose product is annotated as purinergic receptor P2X, ligand-gated ion channel, 2. Lineage: Eukaryota; Metazoa; Chordata; Actinopteri; Labriformes; Labridae. Gene Ontology annotation, molecular function: extracellularly ATP-gated monoatomic cation channel activity; purinergic nucleotide receptor activity; ATP binding. The record is from RefSeq and is a predicted model, not a curated record. The transcript is spliced from 13 exons. Gene Ontology annotation, cellular component: plasma membrane; nuclear inner membrane. The coding region runs from base 13 to 1233 and encodes 406 amino acids. Gene Ontology annotation, biological process: monoatomic cation transmembrane transport; response to ATP.